Messenger RNA from Symsagittifera roscoffensis, 1449 nucleotides. RefSeq lists its product as uncharacterized. The transcript has 4 exons. The record is from RefSeq and is a predicted model, not a curated record. Lineage: Eukaryota; Metazoa; Xenacoelomorpha; Acoela; Convolutidae. The coding region runs from base 782 to 1219 and encodes 145 amino acids.
UUUCAGUUCAGCUAUAAGCAGGGAACAAUCUAGCAACCACGUUCCAAUUUCCUCCAAGCAUUCACCCAUUACUUCGUGCCACAUAUAUUGAGCCUGCAGAAAUCAACCAUAAUUUAUUGAGUGAGACUAUUAUUCAUUAUUCAGUCGUGAAAUAAAAGUCACCACUUACAGUGUGCGCAUUUGCAAACCUAUAAACGGCUUGCAGCCUUUCAACACUAGUCUUAACUCACUACAGGUAUCCCUUACCAUUUUAUUUUGUAGCACUGCAAAACGAGUUGUACUCAAUAAAACUGAGCUUUAAUAAGAACAUCAUUCAACAGUCAUUUUACAGUUCUGACAUCAGAAGAACUAAAUUUUUGUUCUUUCAAACUCAACGGACCACGACAAAAUCCCCAUUUGGACCUCGUUAGAGACCCCAUACUGACACAUUUCCCUACUUCGUUACACUAUUCAAGGAGCUUCUCGUAGCUUGAAUACCUGACAGAUAUAAGACAAAUUAAGACUUAGUAUUCAAGUUAAGACUUAGCUAUACAUCUUAAGAGAUAAUUAUCAAAGUUCAAUUCAAGUUGAAACCUGAUCUCGAAGAGCCCCAUAUUGUAGAUACGACUAGUCAGCUAGGCAAACAUACAACAAUUCGAGUUAUUUAUCUUGAAUCUCAGUUUACCAUUUAACUCGAAUAUCGUGUUGAAACUUUGUUUAGGUAACACUACGGCCAGUAUUGUUUCAUCUUUGAGCUAGACAGCAGUUAACUUCAGAGUCGCGUUUUCAACGGUACGACAAAAUGACCAGUCUUAAAUUUCUCUCAUUUAUCGCCAUCUCCCUUCUCGUUUUAUCAGUCGUCUCAUCCAAGAAAAAGGAUACUAUAAGUGAUGACACAAACGGGGAUGCAAGCGAACCAUCGUCCAAAGGAGGCGACAACAACAAAUUCUACAGGAAAAGAGAUAUGCAGAGAAUGGCUGAGUUAAUGGGUCAGAUAUCGGAGCUGCAGCAGAAACUGUCGGAUGAGCACGCCUUCUUGAGUGAACUCAUGCUCAGCUCACUGUCCAUACCCAAGCCACAACUGCCCAAACUGGACAACAACGACAUCCUGACAUCUGCUCGAAACAUGACGAAGAUGUUGGGGAAAUUCUAUGCAAAAAACACUUUGACUGGACGUCCACAAAGGAUGGUGGAAAAACGCCUCAUCAAAAUGGUAAAAAUAGCCGAGGAUGAAGAAUAAAUUCAAAAGAGAGAUGCAGCAGUAGCAGACGAACUCUUUUCAUUUGAAAAUGCAUGCCUAAUUAGAUACCGUUACCUGAACUAACUUAGACGUCAUGUAAUUUAUAAGCACGUAAUAUCACCUUUCAUUGCUAUUAAACUUAAGUAGUACAAUAUUAACCUGUGCAGUAUUUGAGAUUUCACAGGAUAUAUGUUUGAAAAAAUUGGGUAAAAUUUAACGAGUGCGCUUGG